UGUUUCCUCUGUUGCCAGCAGUUUCAACCAGAAUUUCUUCUCAGUCAAAGAGCCAACAGCAACAGGAUGCAACUCCUGAAAUGAGCAGGAGCCUAUAGUUGCAAGAAACGGAUGAAGCCAUGCGCUCCUUUGCAGAAAAGGUCUUUGCUUCAGAGGUCAAAGAGGAAGGCCACCAGGAAAUCUCUCCCUUUGAUGCAGAAGAGAUCUGCCCUAUCUCAGACAAAGAAAAUAAAGAGCACAUGAUCCAGGAAGAGGCUGAAAGUGAUUCUGGAAAAAAGAGGAAGAGGCUCUUGAGACUGAAAACCAUUGCAUUGGUUGUUCCUCUUAUAGGAAAGUCUUCAACCAAAUUGUCUACCUUGGAUGAGGUUAUGUCUACAAAUACUUCAUACCAAACCGUGCCCAAAUUUCAGCGUGUGCAGAUUACAGGAGACUAUGCUGCUGGGGUGACAGUGGAGGACUUUGAAUUAGUCUGCAGUGGCCUAUACCGUGCCCUAUGCAUACGAGAGAAGUAUAUGCAGAAGUCCUUCCAGCGUUUCCCCAAGACUCCCUCCCAGUUCCUGCGCACCAUUGAGAAUGAAAUGUGGAAACCCGAUGAUGAUCUGUGGCCAGUGUUUAACCCAGCCGUGAAACAUGGUGAAGAUCCUUUCCGGUCUGACAAUCUCCCUGAAAAUUUGGGCUACCACGUGCAAAUGAAGGAUGGUGUGGUGUACAUCUAUGCUGACAAAGCAGCCGCUGCCAGGGGUGAGCCCAAGGAUCUGCCCUAUCCUAACCUGGAGACCUUCAUUGAUGACAUGAACUUCCUGCUGGCCCUUAUAGCUCAGGGGCCUGUUAAAACAUAUGCACACCGACGCCUUAAAUUCCUUUCCUCCAAGUUCUGUGUGCAUGAGAUGCUGAAUGAGAUGGAAGAGUUGAAGGAGCUGAAGAAGAACCCCCAUCGGGACUUCUAUAAUUGUCGGAAGGUCGACACGCACAUCCAUGCUGCAGCUUGCAUGAACCAGAAGCAUCUGCUGCGAUUCAUUAAGAAGACAUGCCGGGUUGAUACUGAAAGGUUGGUGUACAAAUCCAAGGACAAGUCAUUAACACUGAAACAGCUCUUUGAGCACCUCAAACUGGACCCCUAUGACCUGACAGUGGACUCACUUGAUGUCCAUGCAGGCCGCCAGACCUUCCAGCGCUUUGACAAGUUCAAUGCCAAGUAUAACCCUGUGGGCGCCAGUGAGCUACGUGAUCUCUAUCUGAAGACUGAAAAUACCAUCAAUGGUGAAUAUUUUGCUACCAUCAUCAAGGAGGUUGGCUCUGACCUGGAGGAUGCCAAGUACCAGUAUGCAGAACCACGACUGUCCAUCUAUGGGCGUUCACCAGAAGAGUGGCCCAAAUUAGCCAAGUGGUUCAAUGAACAUCGUGUUUAUUCACCCAACAUGAAAUGGAUGAUCCAGGUGCCCCGAAUCUAUGAUGUGUUCAAGAAGCAGAACUUUCUGCCUCAUUUUGGGCAGAUGCUGGAGAACAUUUUUGUGCCAGUGUUCCAGGCAACAAUCAACCCACAGGACAAUAAAGACAUGAGUGUUUUUCUACGCCAUAUUACUGGUUUUGACAGCGUAGAUGAUGAAUCCAAACACAGUGGGCACAUGUUUUGUACCAAGAGCCCCAAGCCCAAUGAGUGGAGCCAUGAGAAGAAUCCAUCCUACACAUAUUAUGUGUACUACAUGUAUGCUAACAUCAUGGUGCUCAAUAACCUUCGACGAGAACGUGGCAUGAACACCUUCCUCUUUCGUCCUCACUGUGGAGAAGCUGGAGCUAUCACCCACCUGCUGGCUGCCUUCAUGACUGCGGAUAACAUCUCUCAUGGUUUGAACCUGAAGAAGACUCCUGUGUUACAGUAUCUGUACUUCCUAACCCAGAUUCCUAUUGCCAUGUCCCCGCUCAGCAACAACAGUCUCUUCCUUGAAUAUGCCAAGAACCCACUUCUUGAUUUCCACCAGAAGGGACUGAUGGUGUCACUGUCCACUGAUGACCCAAUGCAAUUCCACUACACCAAGGAACCUCUCAUGGAAGAGUAUGCCAUUGCUGCCCAGGUGUUCAAACUCAGCACUUGUGACAUGUGUGAGAUUGCACGUAAUAGUGUCCUCCAAAGCGGUCUUUCUCAUGAGGAAAAACUCCAUAUGUUGGGAGAGACUUACCAAGAGGAGGGGCCACAGGGGAAUGACAUCCGCAAGACCAACGUGGCUCAGAUCCGCAUGGCCUACCGCUAUGAGACGUGGUGCUAUGAGCUCAACCUUAUUGCUGAAGGGCUGAAAACUACUGAAUAGGAAGCUCAGUGCAGCAGCUUAUUAUGUCAGAGAUGAUCACAAAAUGAAGAAAUAACCAUGCUGUUCAAGAUUAUGCAAUCAAAAGAGUGGGAGAA
Molecule: messenger RNA, 2401 nt
Organism: Anolis sagrei ordinatus
Lineage: Eukaryota; Metazoa; Chordata; Lepidosauria; Squamata; Anolidae
Gene: AMPD1
Product: adenosine monophosphate deaminase 1
Biological process (GO): AMP metabolic process; IMP salvage
Cellular component (GO): cytosol
Molecular function (GO): AMP deaminase activity
Source: RefSeq, a predicted model, not a curated record